This is a messenger RNA of Sporothrix brasiliensis 5110, 3324 nucleotides long. Its product is annotated as peptidase family m20 m25 m40 protein. Bases 1 to 3324 code for a protein of 1107 amino acids. The transcript has a single exon. The record is from RefSeq and is a predicted model, not a curated record. Lineage: Eukaryota; Fungi; Ascomycota; Sordariomycetes; Ophiostomatales; Ophiostomataceae.
AUGUCUGAGGCGGUGCCGAACAAUAUGACCGUGACCACAGAUGAGGCAUCAACAAAUGCUUCUACGGUCACGACGCUCGAAGCCUUGCAAAAGCAGUCCAGCAACACACGCCGCAUGCGACCACCAGUCGUCCUCCACGAAGCAGCCGGUGCCGACGAGCCCCGAGUACCCCUUCGCAGCGGGCCGCGCGAAGGUGGGCUGCGCGCCACCAACCCUGAGAAGCUCGCCCACAGAGAGUCGCGCUUGGGCCUGCGCGGUCUGUUUUCAAGACACAAGUCCUCCGGCCAGGACGUGCGUGCCUCCAUCGUCGACUUUAGCAGCUGGCCUUAUUUUCAUACGCCAAGGUCCGAAUCGGCACUGUCAAAGAAUCCGCACGCUGCAUCGUCGUCGCUGUCCGUUGUGCCACAGGAGCCCGAACCGAAGACGGAUCUUCCGGUCGCGCCCACGCCUGACCGCUCUACCCCGACACCGACUCUCCCUGGUCAGCAGGCUCCUGUGACCGCCACACAGCCUACCGAGUCGGCAGUGCCAUUAAUAGGAACACCGAGCACCACCAAGGCCAAGAAGCCUGCUGUCCCGUUGCGCAGCCGGACGCCAAUAUCCUCGUCACGCGCCGUUCGGGGCUCACUCGCUACCUGGGAUCCGCCGCCACUGUUCCAAGCAUACCCCCAGGCCAUCAAGCAUGCCCAGUUGCCAAUAUGUACCACAUCUAUCGAGGUCCUCAUGCGCCUGCAGGGGAGCGUCGCUGGCGGCGACGGGGCCGCACGUGAGGCUGACUCACCGGAAGAUGGGGUUGAGAAGCUCGCGGAGAAAGCAAAAAGACGACACCGUCGCAACACCUCGGGCUCUUCCAUGAAGCUCGACUGGGUGACCAAGAUCUACGUUCUCGUCACCUCGGGCUAUCUUUUGCAAUACUCCGCCGAGGGCUCCUUUGACCGCCUACCGGAAAAGAUCCUGCCCAUCAGCCGCGACUCGGCCGCGUUUGCAAGCGACCUGAUCCCGGGACGCCACUGGGUCUUGCGUGUUAGCUCGUCCAUGGACGUCGACGGGUCACAGACAAACGACUCCCGCUCUCUAUUUUCCCGCUUGCCCUUCCGCGCCGCCGAGCGUCGGCAAGCCACUACCUUCCUCUUGGUAUUUGAGAGUGCCGAGGAGAUGGAGAGCUGGAUUAGCAUCCUGCGCCGCGAGAUCGAACAGCUGGGCGGCAAGAAGCAUCUUUCCGAGACGGGCAAGCCCAAGGCCGAGAACGGCGUCGUCGACCCACGAUUCCAGGUCAACCACCGGACGCUGGUUGUGCGUGACCCGGAGCGCUUUUCGCGGAUCCUCAGCCCAAGUGACGUGGCACAUAUCCCCCGCCACACGCCAAGAGAGGGAAACCAACAUCAACACCUCGAGGCGCCUUCGCCCGCGGCUACUAUGUCACCCCCCGACCGCGACCCUCUGAGCGACGACAUGUCGACGACCAACAGCGUCUACUCGCAGGAUGGACGCCAGCUCGAGAGUUUGCGGGACAGCGCUGGCAACCGGUUUUCGUACAUAUCGUCUGGCCAGCGUACGAUUGUGACAUCCGAUAGCUCGUCGCCGCCAUGCUCGCCUGUCCGGAACAGCUUCACCAGCAACCACAACGCCCAGACUGACGAGCAACAAGGCACGACGGUCACAUCCACACCAUCGCCCCCACCACCUCCACCAACACAACCACAACCGGCUCCCGAAAGCCCAGACGCUCGGCCAGCGGUUCGGUUACGGACCAACGCUGCAGCCAUCCUCGAACGUAGGCAAUCAAUGCAGGUCAUGACCUCGAGCCAACGCGUGGCGGACAUUCAUAUGCUGCCGACGCAGCUGCCGCCGCCGCAGCCACCGCCGACAGAGGCCCUACCCCGUUUGCCGACUUCUACGUUCUCCAUGUCAAAACCUCUUCCUCCACCAGUUCCACUGCGGCGCGAGACGAACUUUAGUCUCUUUGACGCCGCGGCAACCAUCCCCAACUUCAGCGUCCCGCAUUCGGCAUCGAAGCGCUACUCGGCCGUCAUGAAAACUUCCGCAGCACCCGGCAUGCCCCCGACACAGGACCUGCUUGCACAGCCUGUGCCUGAGUCUACGCUGGCUGCGACAUUUUCUGCCUUCCCGCUGCCACCUCGCGAGGCCCCGCCGCGACUACAGCAAUCCGCAUUCGGCCCGCCAAGUACCAGGAACAGUCGACGGCGGCUGCCCCCGCCGUCCCUGGCCUUCUCACGACCGCUGUCCAUUGUCGCGGAUCACGCAUCGCCGAGUACAACAUCGCCGCCGCUGGCUGGGGAGGUUGUUGUUUCCAAUGCGGCACUGGACGACAACAACCCAAGCAGCCCUGGUUACGGGUCCGAUGUGCCCGACACGCCUGCCCUCUUUGAUGCCUGGAAGAGCCCAGAGCCCGUGUUUGCAGAGCAACCCUCCUCACCAACCCGGCCGGUGUCUCGGCGACGCAGUGGAUCGUACUCGUCGCUUUCGCGAAACAGCAACAAGCCAGGCAGCAGCGGCAGCGACAAUAGCUAUGCCACGGCAUCGGAGGUCCCAGUCCGCAACAGCCCCCGCAGACACUUCAGCAUGCUCGCGCUGCGCUCGGUCUCUGACUCGGCGUCGGAGCGUAUUGAGCCACGGACCGUCGUCGUGCCCCAGCGUGCCUCGAUGAUUCUGCCCUUGUCCAAGUACAAUGCACUGUCGCCAGAGCUGCCAGAGGACGAUCCGAGAGAUAACUGGACGGCACCGCCACUGGCACCGCCUCCGUCACAGCCCCUUCCCCAACCCCCGUCGCGGCCGCAGUCGCGUGGACAGUCGCAGUCGCGGACAAGCUCUCUGACUCGCCUGCAAAGCCGCUCGCCUGCACGUCCAAGGUCCUCGCAUGGCAGCAACGGCAACCGUGGCAGCAGUGACUUUUCUUUCCCGCUGCCUCCUGGCAACAAACGGGCGAGCAUGUUUGUUCAGCCGAGUACUGGUGUCGGAGGAAGCAUCGCCGAUGGUCGUCAAACGUCGCGGCCGCUGUCGCUCUAUCAUGCCACUGCGAUGUCGCGGGCUGGCGGCAGUGUCGACACGGGCCGCGGCCGCACCUCGAUCAAGCCCGAGCCUCUGGCGACGCUGGCGGUAACUGAUGCAUCGAACGGGUCGCUCGCGCCACCGGUCAUGCACGCACGUGCCCGCUCCACAUCUUCCAAUGGCGCACUGUACCGCCGCAGCCCGCCGCAACUGGCCGACGGACCACCGCCCGCGCCGCCACCAUCUUGCGCGCUCCCGCCCCUGCCUGUAAAGGCGCCCGAACCGGAUCCUCGGCGGCGAAUUCUGCCGGUCUGA